AACAACGACUUGACAUUGUGAGCUCAGUUUUGGCGUAGGUGCUAAAGGGGGAGGUCGCAUCAGAGGGUCUCUCUCUCUGUCUCAUCUCAGCUGUGAACUUUGUACACAAACAAAAUCGAAGCCGUCUGACAAAAACAACCAAGAAAUUGCCUUGACUAUUGCAUGCGAGUUGUUAGUUUGUGUCUGAGCUGAGAGUUAGUUUGGAUAGCACUUGCAGUCCAUCAACAACGAAAUAAGCGGGAGACAAAUUGUUAGAUUUAUUUACAUAUGUGUCUAUAAAAGAGAGAAACAAGAAAAUUGUCAAUUAUUUAAAAUGACGAGUUUGUUUAAAUCGAUUAUCCGUCUGACGCGCCUACGCCGGGAGAUUCUCAUUUCUCGGAUCCUGGGGUACAUCAUGCGUCGCUUCUUGCGUUCGGCCAUGAUUGUCUUCAGCUGGUUUGUUGUACCCUACAGCCGCUACACCAACAUCAAGGUGAUGCGGCGCAAGCUGCCGCCCAUCCGCAGCCAUCUGCUGGAGAUACCUGCCGUCGAUCUGGCCAAGCUGAUUCGCACCAGAAAGAUUAAAAGCGAAGAAGUCGUCGAGGCCUAUAUAGAACGAUGUCGACAGGUAAAUCCGCUGAUCAACGCCAUUGUGCAGGAUCGCUUCGAGGAGGCAUUGGAGGAGGCGCGUGAGAUUGACAAUGUUAUUGCCAUGGGCAUCAACAGCGUCGAGUCUAUGGAGGAGCUCACACCACUGUUGGGCAUCCCGGUGACAGUCAAGGAGAGCAUUGCCGUCAAGGGUCUGACCAACCAGGCGGGAAGAGUCUUCAAGACACCCCAGAUUGCCCAAUCGGAUGCACCUGUCGUGGAGCAGAUCAAACGCUGUGGCGGCAUCAUAUUGCUGGUGUCCAACACACCUGAGCUGUGCCUGCUCUGGGAGACCUACAACAAUGUGACGGGUCAGACAAAGAAUCCAUAUGACUUGAAGCGCACACCGGGUGGUUCUUCGGGUGGCGAGGCAGCGCUGCUGGCCAGUGGCGCCUCCCUGCUGGGUCUUACCUCGGAUAUUGGCGGCUCGUCUCGUUUGCCCGCCAUGUUCAGUGGAAUUUGGGGCCACAAGCCGACUCCAUACGCGGUCUCUUUUCGUGGUCAUCAUCCGACGAGUGACUUUCCCAAAUGGGGUGACUUUUUUACAAUUGCUCCGAUGACACGUUAUGCCAAGGAUUUGCCGCUGUUGCUCAAGUGCAUGAGUGAUCCCACUGGACCGAAGUUGACGCUCGAUAAGGAGAUCAGCGCACAUGGCAUACGCUUCUUUUUCAUGGACAACGAUGGACCAUCGGGCAUGAUGCGUCCCCUCAGCCGAGAUCUGCAUGCGGCCAUCAAUCGGGUGGCCAGUGAUUUCAAUGCCAAGCGUGUUAAUAUACGCAAAAUGAAGUGGUCACUGGACAUCUCCCUGUCGGCCAUGUUGACCAUGAAGAACAUCGAGACGAUUUACCACAAGACGGAGGAGGGUGAACAACCGAAGACCGUGUGCAAGGAGACGGUCAAGUAUUUCUUUGGCUGCUCCGACAGCAUUCUGCCAUCGGUGAUCUUUGGACAUCUGCAGAACUUCAUGAAGAUAAUACCCAAUUCGAGGCACAAGCAUCUGGCCAGCAUCAUUGAGGCGCUCAAGACUGAAUUCAAAGAGCUGCUGGGAACCGAUGGCGUCUUUCUCUAUCCAACAUUUCCGAACACAGCGCAUCAGCAUUAUCAGAUCUAUCACAAGCUGCUGGAGCCCAUGUAUAUGGCCAUAUUCAACACUCUUGGCCUGCCUGUCACCAACUGUAUGAUUGGCCUGGAUCGUCGCAAUCUGCCCAUGGGCAUUCAAGUGGUCGCCAAUCCUGGCCAGGAUCAUCUCUGUCUGGCCGUCGCACGCGAAAUGGAGCGUCGUUAUGGCGGCUGGGUGCGUCCCCCCUCGGAGGAUAGUCACACCUAUGCCCAAUCCAGUGGCAAACGAGGCUAAAUCCUUAGUCGUUAUUUGCGUGAUUCUUUUUGUUUAGCGAAUUGUAUCGUUUUGCAUCCACAUACAUACACAUACACACAUACUUGACUCUGCCAAAUGAAGUAACUACCAUAAAGUUAACAAUUCAAAUAUAUUAUUGCUCUUUUUCCACUUGGAGGGAGGUGUUACUUCAAGCGGCUCUAUUUUAAUUUUUGUUUUUAUUUUUUAUUUUUAUUUUAUUCACAAACAUUACGAAAAUCCACAUCACAUUUUAUGUAGUUCAAGUUGAGCAAACAUUUUCCAUUUUCACAAGUAUUAAAUUAUUUUCUUUUCAUUUGUCCAAAAUUAUACAAAUAUUGUAUGUAAAUAUUUUUGUAGAUGUUCUUUAAGUCUUAGUUUUAAUGCCGGCUACCUAAUAAAUAUUAAUAUCUAAUAUAUAUAUUUGUAUAUUGUGUUUUUAGCAAUUAUUUCGAGCAAUACGAGGACGUCAUUCGAUAGUUGUUAAAUAUAUAUAUAUAUUUUUGCAUCGAACCAAAUUGUUGAAUAAAAAAAA
Molecule: messenger RNA, 2513 nt
Organism: Drosophila innubila
Lineage: Eukaryota; Metazoa; Arthropoda; Insecta; Diptera; Drosophilidae
Product: fatty-acid amide hydrolase 2-A
Exons: 5
Coding region: 314-1981 (555 amino acids)
Source: RefSeq, a predicted model, not a curated record